This is a messenger RNA of Loxodonta africana (African savanna elephant), 2120 nucleotides long. RefSeq names its product NOP9 nucleolar protein (gene NOP9). Bases 102 to 2009 code for a protein of 635 amino acids. The transcript has 10 exons. The record is from RefSeq and is a predicted model, not a curated record. Gene Ontology annotation, molecular function: RNA binding. Lineage: Eukaryota; Metazoa; Chordata; Mammalia; Proboscidea; Elephantidae. Gene Ontology annotation, cellular component: nucleolus; 90S preribosome; preribosome, small subunit precursor. Gene Ontology annotation, biological process: ribosomal small subunit export from nucleus; endonucleolytic cleavage in 5'-ETS of tricistronic rRNA transcript (SSU-rRNA, 5.8S rRNA, LSU-rRNA); endonucleolytic cleavage to generate mature 5'-end of SSU-rRNA from (SSU-rRNA, 5.8S rRNA, LSU-rRNA).
CGCCGCAGCCUGAGUGCGUCGGCGUGCAUAAACUGGUUCUAUCUCCGGGAGACUCUCUGCGGCUAAGGCAGCUUUCAGAGCCGAAACCCGUUGGAGCACCCAUGGGGCUGGGUCCGCGCUCUCCCCAGAAGACAGGGCGCCGGUUCCCAGGUGGCGGCAAACGGCGGCGUGAGGCCAAGGGGUCGAGUCGCCCCCCGCCAAGCCGCGAGCCUGAACCCCGCCCCCCUCGGGACGGGGGCUCGGGGCCGGCUAUUAAUGCGCACCUCCACCUGAGCCCCGAAGCUUUGGGAUAUUUCCGCCGGGCGCUCUCGGCGCUGAAAGAGGCUCCCGAGACCGGGGAAGAACGAGAGCUAAUGGUGCAGAAUGUACUGAAGGAGGUAGAGGCUCAGGCCCUGGCUCUGGCCACAAACAGGUCUGGCAGUGAGAUGCUACAAGAACUGUUGGAGUUCAGUCCCUUGAAACCUCUGUGUCGAGUAUGGGCUGCCCUACGCCCCACCUUGCGCUUUGUGGCCUGUCAUCGGUGCGGGGUCCAUGUAUUGCAAAGUGCUCUGCUGCAGUUGCCUCGAUUGCUGGGGAGCCCUGCAGUGGAGGAGGAGGAGGAAGAGGAUGGAAAGGAUGGUCCUUUGGAGACCCUGGAGGAGCUGGUCCUGGGACUAGCAGCUGAGGUGUGUGAUGACUUUCUUUUCUACUGUGGAGACACAUAUGGCAGCUUCGUGGUCAGAACUCUGCUGCAAGUGUUAGGAGGUACUCUCCUGGAAUCUGAGAGAGCCAGGCCCCGUGGAUCCCAAUCAUCUGAAACGCGAAGGGCCCCGGCGUGGGAAUGUAAGCCAACUGAUUUUGAGGUCCCUGAAAUCUUCUUGAAUUGCCUUCAGGACUUGAGCUCUUGCUUUCUGAAGGACAUUGCUGUGUUUAUCACUGACAAAGUUUCCAGCUUCUGCUUUCAAGUGGCCUUACAGAUCUUACACCGCAAACUGCCCCAGCUUUGUGCCCAUCUCUGCAGUGCUGUGAUUGGCUAUCUGAGUGCUCGCAAUUCCUCAGCAGAUGGCAGUCCUCUACUUCUGUUUCUGCGGGAUCAGACGAGCUCCAGACUCCUGGAGCAGGUACUACUGGUGUUGGAGCCCCCAAGGCUCCAGAACCUCUUUGAGGAUCAUUUCCAGGGGCAGCUGCAGACCCUGGCUGCACAUCCCAUUGCCAACUUCCCUUUGCAGCGCCUGCUGGAUGCUAUCACAACCCCUGACCUGCUGUCCUCUGUGUUCGAGGAGCUAAGCCCUGCCCUGGAAGCUGUGCUGGCUCAGGGCCACCCAGGAGUAGUCGUCGCCCUGGUGGGGGCCUGCCGCAGAGUUGGGGCCCACCAAGCCCAGGUCCUGCAGCUGUUGUUGAAGGCAUUCCACUGUGCAGAGCCCUCAUCCCGGCAUGUGGCCUGUGUGCCUCUCUUUGCCACUUUGGUGGCUUAUGAGGUAUACUAUGGACUAGCAGAGGAGGAAGAAACAGCACCCUCGGAGCACCAGGUGGAAAUGGCCACAGCUAGGCCCCUGGGGGAAGUGACAGUCCCAGGGUCUCUACUGCUCCAGCAUCUGCUGCACUUCUCCACCCCUGGCCUUGUGCUUCGAAGUCUGGGUGCCUUGACGGGGCCACAGCUCCUGGCUCUGGCCCAGAAUCCUGCUGGCUCCCACGUGCUCGAUGCUGUUCUGACCAGCCCGUCUGUGACCCGCAAGCAGCGUCGCCGUUUGCUGCAGACUCUAAAGGGACAAUACGUGGCCCUGGCCUGUAGUCGCCAUGGCAGCCGUGUGCUAGAUGCCAUCUGGAGUGGAGCAGCCUUGGGAGCCCGGAAGGAAAUUGCUGCUGAGCUGGGAGAGCGGAACCAAGAGCUGAUAAGAGACCCUUUUGGCCACCAUGUGGCUCGAAACGUGGCCUUGACUACCUUCCUGAAGCAGCGAGAGGCUUGGGAACAGCAGCAGGGGGCAGUGGCCAAGCGGCGGCGGGUCCUGAACUCAAUACUUGAAGACUGAAGCCUUUGGACCUGGGACUGGGUGUUGAUGGGGGAGGGGGAAGGGGCGUGUCUAUCCCAUCUCUUUCCUGAUUUUAAUUGGAGUCAAAAGUCUUAUUGGUAAAUAUUUUUA